CUUCCGGUUGCUAGGAUCACGAUGUCUCCACAACAACCUAACUGGAUCUAGCUUUACGCAUCGUUUCUCUCCGUUAAACAUGUAAGGAAUAAGUUUGGUUCCUCCUGUAGCUAAUUAUAUCUCCCUUUAUAGUACAGCAGCGUUAUAUAAAUACAGAAAUACAUAUAAACAUAGGUAUACACCUUUAUAUUUUUUAUUUCUGUGAGACCCGGAGCUGAAAUGAGCAAUAAAUCAUCAGGAUAGCUAACCAAAGCUCCAUGUUUAAUGUUUAAUGUUUUGGAUAGCGGUGUUAGUUUAAAGCUGGUGGGUUAUCUUUAUUAUAUUUGACUAAAAUGACCGGUCAAAGAUAUGAGGGGAAUAAAUUCACAGUGCCAUUACGAUAGAAAUCUAACCUCAGAUUUCAGAACCUCUUUCCAACCCAAACAGGAAGUGAGACCGGAAGUGAAGUCCCCAGAUAUUUACUGAGAUUUAGAAACCCCUUUUUUGGACUGUAACUGCUUCAUCGCGGUGGUGGAACCGGAGCCUGUCUCAGGAAAUACGCCCUGGACGGGGACGCCGGUCCAUCGCGGAGCACCACACGUACCGAGGAGACGUAGUGUUCGCCGAUCCACCCGCUGGCAUGUUUCUGGGAGCUUGGAGGAAACCGGAGAACCCAGAGGAAACCCGCGUCGAGAACACAGACACUAACCUGAGAGAUUCCUAAUACACCUUUUGCAUAUACACACUGAACUGACGCCAUGGCAGAAACGGCCGAGAGCAAGAAGGAGGAGGCGGACUACAAGCGGCUGCACAGUUUCCCUCUGAUUAGGCACACAGACAUGCCGGAGGAAAUGAGGACAGAGACGAUGGAGCUGUGUGUUACAGCGUGUGAGAAGUUUGCCACCAAUAACGAGAGCGCAGCCAGGAUGAUAAAGGAGUCGAUGGACAAGAAGUUCGGCAGCUCGUGGCACGUGGUGAUCGGCGAGGGCUUCGGCUUCGAGAUCACGCACGAGGUGAAGAACCUUCUGUACAUGUUCUUCGGGGGAAGUCUGGCCGUGUGCGUGUGGAGGUGCUCCUAACACUCGCUCGUACCCUUCCCGAAGCACAAACCGACCGCUGGAGAGAACUCACGAUAUCCCUGAUCCCUGAGCGAGGACGUUUAGAGAGAAAAACGUGUGACAUUUCACGUUUUUCUCUUUGUUUGACGACUCUCUCUCUCUCUGUGUACUGCCAGACCAUCUGUGUGUUUGGUGCUGUUUCUGCUUCUCUCUCUCUCUCUCUCUCUCUCUCUCUCUCUCUCUCUCUCUCUCUCUCUCUGUCUGUCGCUCUCAUUCUACACCUCCUCUCCAACUGUCCCUCUCAGCCUGUCUUUCUUUGAUACCUGAUGUUCAGGAAAUGUAUUUUUAUAAUAAUAAUAAUAAGAAGAAAAAGAAUUCUAUUUUCCUAGUCUUAGCUGUGAAUAUUUCAUGUAUAUAGUUUAUAAAAUGUCACCUUUUGCACAAUUUGUGAAUUUGUUUUUGGACUGUUACUGUGGAAUAAAAACCUUCUCGAUGCA
Messenger RNA from Ictalurus furcatus (blue catfish), 1534 nucleotides. RefSeq names its product dynein, axonemal, light chain 4b (gene dnal4b). The record is from RefSeq and is a predicted model, not a curated record. Gene Ontology annotation, molecular function: dynein intermediate chain binding; dynein light intermediate chain binding. Bases 738 to 1058 code for a protein of 106 amino acids. Gene Ontology annotation, cellular component: dynein complex. Gene Ontology annotation, biological process: microtubule-based process. NCBI's taxonomy places the organism in Eukaryota, Metazoa, Chordata, Actinopteri, Siluriformes, Ictaluridae. The transcript has 5 exons.